AUCCUGGCUUUGGCUAUGCCAUCGUAGAAGGCCCUCAAAAUGUAACAGUUGUUGUAGGUUCAGUGGCUCAAUUUAGCUGCACAGUAUCAGAGGGGUGGAAAAUUUUGAUAUGGCUUUUCAAUGGAAAUCCUAAGCUGUCCGUGUUGAGUAAUGGACAAACUAUUGAAACAGAUGAGCAAUAUACUCAGAAAGGUUCUAACACAAGUGAUAACAGGUUUACUUCAGAGCUGAUGAUCCAUAAUGUGCAGCUGACAGAUUCUGGAGAAAUCAGAUGUAGCCUCCAGAACAAUGACUAUAGAUAUGCAUUUCUUUCAGUACAAAGCUUAUACAGUGAUAUCUUAACUCUGAGCCCAUUGGCCAAUAGCACUCUGACUUGUUUAGCUGACAUAAAUGCACUGUCUAACUGUCCUCAGCAUACUGCUAUUCCAAUUUUGAACCUGUUGCUUCAUAUUCCCAGUCCUUACUUCUUAGCAGCCAAAUCUUCAACAAGCACACAAGGAUGUGAUAAUGAAGAUUGGCGAAUCCGAACUAUAAUUUUAGCUGUUGUGUUGUCAGUUGCUCUUUUACUCCUUCUGAUCCUUAUUAUUCUCCUUAUUAUAUGUUGCUGCAAAAGAAGGAAAGAAGAUCACACUUCCUUCCCAGUUGGACAAACAAUUUAUGAUACAAAGCAAAAUCUGAAUGUGAGCUCUUCAUCAGAGGUGUUGAACAAUGAACUUCAAACGGGAGAACUUCCUUCAAGAACUAAUGGUUAUCCAAUUAAUCCAGGCAAAAUCAGAAAUGUGACACUAAUAUAA
Protobothrops mucrosquamatus (brown spotted pit viper) is the source of this 794-nucleotide messenger RNA. It is a transcript of the gene IGSF5, whose product is annotated as immunoglobulin superfamily member 5. The record is from RefSeq and is a predicted model, not a curated record. Gene Ontology annotation, biological process: cell-cell adhesion. NCBI's taxonomy places the organism in Eukaryota, Metazoa, Chordata, Lepidosauria, Squamata, Viperidae.